This is a messenger RNA of Exophiala xenobiotica, 1766 nucleotides long. RefSeq lists its product as uncharacterized. The coding region runs from base 1 to 1014 and encodes 337 amino acids. Gene Ontology annotation, cellular component: mitochondrion. Lineage: Eukaryota; Fungi; Ascomycota; Eurotiomycetes; Chaetothyriales; Herpotrichiellaceae. The transcript has a single exon. The record is from RefSeq and is a predicted model, not a curated record. Gene Ontology annotation, molecular function: enoyl-CoA hydratase activity. Gene Ontology annotation, biological process: fatty acid beta-oxidation.
AUGAGUCCGUGCCGCAUCUACAGGAAUAUAUCUUGGUUGGCUCGUCCUGCGAUAUCGACCUUUUGGAGCUCGAAGUUACAACCACUGGCACCCAGAUUCCAGCUCAGCCGACGGCUCUUCACAUCAACAGGCCGCCAUCACAGUACGGGACCGUCGCAUGACUUCUCCCACGAGGAGACGUCAUACGAGCCGGUCGAAGACGAUCAAGGGUUUGGGCGAAUUGGGUGGUCCCUCAAACGCAGACCGGGCGACGGCGCCGAGAUAGCUCAAGUCUGGAUCAGCAAUGCCAGACGUGCGAAUUCUGUCGGUUCAGACUUACUCAGGUCGCUCACAAAGGUCCUACGCCAGCUCGCCUCGAGGGACGGAUUGCGUGUCGUUGUGCUCAGCAGCGAGACCGCCGCCAGUGCGACUGCGACUCCCACGUUCUGCGGCGGGGCCAAUGUCCGCGAGAUGGGUGCCAUACGGUCGUCCGCAGACGCCCGUCGAUUCAUCACGGCUGUGCACGACGCUUGCAAGGCUCUUCGAGACAUGCCGGUCCUGACGGUCGCGAGUAUCCACGGCCUGACGCUGGGUGCCGGCGUCGAGCUCGCAGCAUCCUGUGAUUUCCGGUACGCCACCAAGAUAUCUGCAUUCAGCAUGCCUGAAGUGGCUCUGGGCAUCCCGUCCGUGGUGCAGGCACGGUUGCUGGCGAACAUCAUCGGCUGGCAGAGGACGAAAGAAAUGGUCUAUUUCGCGAAGAGGAUCGACGCACAGACCGCGGCGGACUGGGGCCUGGUUGACCAUGUUUACGACACUCGAGAGGACAUGGAUGCCGCUCGAGUUGAAUUGACGACCAAGACCAUCGCCAACAAUGGCCCGCAGGCGAUGAGGGCUCAGAAGCGCCUGGUCAAGCUCUGGGAGGAAACGGACCUUGACACUGGUGUCGAAGCUGGCAUUGAGGAGUUUGCCAGUAUGUGGAACGACGGGGGCAGCGAGCCGCAGGAGUACAUGAGACCUUUUCUUCAACGGAGGUGAGGCGGAAGAGGACGAGUACGAGUACGAGCUCGCGGACAUAUCAGGAGUCGGCAAGAGAGAGUGCGUGUCGGUGGUAGAGUAAGCCCUAAGGGGGGUUUAACUGACAAGUGGCACACGAUGAUGGGAGUGAUGGGAACAUGUCGAGCCUUCCAGGACGGAGACUAACGUUACCGAGCAGACUCUGAACGAAAAGCCAGGAGACAAUGACAAUCAAAAACAGCGGGCUCUCAUAUCGAGCAACUAGUUACUUACAACGGUACUUCGUAUCCAGCAUGACUAUCCAGCGAGACUAUCCGGUCGUCGUCCGGCAUGCUCCUCCUUCAUCUUCAUCCCCCCCUCAAAGCCGGCUUCGAUUCCUUCAAUGUACCAUCACACAGGACCGAAAAAAGGGAAAAAGGAUCGGAUCACUAAACCCCAUGCCUCCCUCACUCUCUGUCCGUCUCUCCCCUCUCUCUGCACAGCUUCGACUUGUCUGGUUGGACCAUGUAACCUUGGUUACUCACGAAGAACCCACAAUAUCACCCAUCAAGAACGUGGGCGACUUGUUGCUGAAAUUCUCGACAUCUCCCAGCACGAUCUUGGCCGAGUCGCUCUCCAACGCCUUCUUGACGCCCUCGACCGAGUCCCAGGUCAAAAGCGCCGCGACGCUGUACGGCUUGCUCCCGUCGGGGCAAUUGCCCAGCUCGACCACUUUCCAGUCGCGCAGGCCGAACGUCGUCCAGUGCUCCGCCACGAGCGGCAUGUGCUUCUUU